Molecule: messenger RNA, 1082 nt
Organism: Paralichthys olivaceus (Japanese flounder)
Lineage: Eukaryota; Metazoa; Chordata; Actinopteri; Pleuronectiformes; Paralichthyidae
Gene: cdkn1ca
Product: cyclin dependent kinase inhibitor 1Ca
Biological process (GO): negative regulation of cyclin-dependent protein serine/threonine kinase activity; negative regulation of mitotic cell cycle
Cellular component (GO): nucleus
Molecular function (GO): cyclin-dependent protein serine/threonine kinase inhibitor activity
Source: RefSeq, a predicted model, not a curated record
AACGCCCUGCAGCCAAAUUACGCACCAGAACAAGAGGCCGAGACGGAGACGGCAACAGCAGCUUUACGCAUUCAAACUGCACAGAGACUCUCCAGCUCCACCGGGAACCAUCUGCACAAUGACCUCCAUUAAGCGCAGGGAGUCGGUGUGCCGGAGUCUGUUCGGCCCUGUGGACCACGAGCAGCUGCGCCGGGACCUGAAGCACAAGCUGCGGGAGAUGAGCGAGCAGGACAGCCGCCGCUGGAAUUUCAACUUCCAGGCGGAGACGCCGCUGCCCGGCCGGUUCCAGUGGGAGGAGAUACCCGGAGACUGCGCUGCUGCUUUCUACCUGGAGCCCGCGGAGCCGAGGGAGGCUGCCAUUGCCCCGGCCACUGAGGAUGGGGAUGGGGUUGACGACGGUGGUGAUGACAGGAGAGGAAGCACAGGGACCGACCAGGAGAACUGUCCCCGCAUCUCCAACACCAAACAUCCCGCUGAAGUGACGCCAGUCCGGAGGAAGAGGUCUCUCUCCAAACCCGCAGCCAAACCCAGAAAUUACGCACGAAUUACAGAUUUCUUUGCAAAAAGAAGGAGGACGACGACAGAAACAAAGAUCCAGAUCCACUCAAGCUCCAGCGACGCAGCUCAGUGCAAAACAAUACGAUGAACGAGCUGCUAAAGAACUUAAAGACUAUUUAUAUUUCCACAUGCAGAACAUUCAUCUGGACUGGACCAAAGGGAUUUUAUGUUAUUUCAUUUUAAUGUAUUGCAUUUUUAUUUUGUGUGUGUGUGCCCUGACAUGAAAUUCUACAAUUUUGUGUUAUUUAUUUAAUUUAUUUAAUUUUUUAUUUUUGUCACAAGUUAUGUUUGUUAACUUAUCAGGAAGUUUUCCCUCAUCGUUUGUCAGUUUGGAACAUUUGAACAAGUGAAUGGAUUUUUGCUUUUGUGUAUUUAAUAUCUUGUUUGUGAAUAAAUGUUAAUGUGCUGAGCUGCUUCCAUUAAUGAUAUAUUUUUUUUAAAUGCACUAUGUUGUCCUCAAUAAGACAUAAGAAGCUUGUAAGCGUCUUCAAAUAUUUCGGUUUAAAUAAACUGUUUGAUUCUUA